Molecule: messenger RNA, 332 nt
Organism: Telopea speciosissima
Lineage: Eukaryota; Viridiplantae; Streptophyta; Magnoliopsida; Proteales; Proteaceae
Product: arabinogalactan protein 41-like
Exons: 3
Coding region: 72-293 (73 amino acids)
Source: RefSeq, a predicted model, not a curated record
AGAUUUGAGAGAGAGAGAGAGAGAGAGAUUGAUCGAGAGAUCUAGGGUUUGAAGAAAUUUGAAAGAAAGAAAUGGCGGUUCUUAGGGUUUCCUUUGGAGUUUUGGCCAUCAUUGCUCUUAUCUUCAGCAUUGUUUUGCCUGCUGUUCGGGCUGAAUCAAUGGCUCCUGCUCCUGCCCCAACUAGUGAUGGAACAUCGAUAGACCAAGGAAUUGCAUAUGUGCUGAUGCUGGUGGCUCUAGUGCUCACAUACCUCAUCCACCCCCUUGAUGCUUCAUCCUACAGUUUGUUCUGAGUUAUAUUAUCAAAAGGACGUGAUAGGCGAUGGAGAUUA